Messenger RNA from Penicillium alfredii, 213 nucleotides. RefSeq lists its product as uncharacterized. The coding region runs from base 1 to 213 and encodes 70 amino acids. Lineage: Eukaryota; Fungi; Ascomycota; Eurotiomycetes; Eurotiales; Aspergillaceae. The transcript is spliced from 2 exons. The record is from RefSeq and is a predicted model, not a curated record.
AUGAUGAAGGCGGAUGUUCGGAGGGACUAUUAUGCAAACUUGGGGCUUCAACCUAGUGCUGAGACGGAGGGUAUCAAGAAGCACUUCAGGAGACUGGCCCUCAAAUAUCAUCCUGACGGGAAUCCAGGGAAGGAACGAGAGUUCAAGGCCAAGUUCCAGGCCAUCCAAGUCGCGGAUGAGAUCCUGAGUGAUCCCAAACGACGGCUCAAAUAA